GGAAAAUGGGUCCGCGAGAAGCAAAGGGCUCUGCAGCAAGCAAAGGAUCAUAUGCAUUCUUCAGCUAGAGAGAGGAGGCAAAUAGCUGUGCUCGGGAGGCCAAUUUGCUGAGGCGUCCGUGCAGCUUCGGAGGGCAAACCAUAUACUGCUGCACAUCUGGAUCGCAUCCCUGCUCUGAUUUUGGUGUGGUGCAAAAAAAGUAUCUGUUUUCUCGAGCUGCUCUUCUUGUCUGCUGUUUGUUGAGGUGGUGGCGAGAAAUCUUGGACUGAUAUGGGUUAGAUUCAUCGAAUUUGCUGCUGCUCUGUUUCUCUCUUGGUCUUUCGUCGGAGGAAUAUAUUCAUAAUGACUCCUCAUCCAUCAGUUGGAGAUUGAUUAGAGUUGCUGGUUCUCACUUGGUCUCUCUUGGUCUUCGGCAGAGGAUUCCAUCAUGAGUCUUCUUGAUAAGUGGGGGUUCUACUCCACUGAUGUUGAUACCGCCAGAGAGGAGAUAUUAAAAUAUCUUGCACAAAUGGGCAACAGAAAGGUUAUCUAUUUUGAUGGUUGGCAUGGAUUUGGAGCGUCAGCGGUACUUACAUCCGUAGCUGAAGUGCUUCCAUCUAGGAGAACCAUUCCAGGACUAUGCUUUGACAGGGUAAUUUUUAUAGAUUGCUCAAAGUGGAAAAAUAGAAGAGCACUGCAGAGGGCAAUCGCAGAGGAACUGAAACUUGACAGCUCGGUAAUGGCCAGUCUGGAUAAGGAAGAUGAAGAGGAUGAUUUUCAUGGAGUUGAUGAAAGCUCGAGGAAUGAGAUAGACAGUGUUGCCCUAGUGGUUGAUCAAACCCUCAGUGGGACCAAAUUUAUACUCAUUUUUCUUAAUGGAAGUGAUGACGAGGUUGACGUCGGUCUAUCAGGUAUUCCUCGAUUUUCAAGUUAUGGCAACAGCAUGAUGCUUUGGACAUUCAAAAGACCCUGCCUGACCGUGCGCAUUCCAGAGAUGCAAACCAGUUUUCUUGACAAGCUAAGAUACACCCAGAGUUCUCUUAUUUAUCCUUAUCCUCUAAUCAAACAAUUAACAAGUUCAGAGUUUCAAGCCAUACUACAUGCAGAAGCUGCCGACAUAGUUGCUCGCAAUCCAUGUGUGCUGGACAUUGACCCAAAAACUGUUGCAGAUUGUUGUCUCUAUGAGUUAUUCCUGCUUUAUAAUUCCCACAUUGCUACUAAAUCUGAUUGGGUUGCUCAUGCUUCCAACUAUUGGAUGUGUGAUGGGAUCAUACAAGGGGACAGAGCUAUGGAUAUUAGUAAGGCAUUGCACCAAGAGAUAAAUUGGGAGUGUGAUUCUUCUUUGCUCGAUGAAAUACUAAAGAAGUUCAUGAAAUAUUUGAAGCCUGCUUUCAUGGCAGUUAAAGAUGAUGAUGUAUAUACAAAUGGGCCAUACCGUUGGAUUUCAAUCACAUCAAGAAACAUGAAAUUACAUGGUAUGGAAACUAUACCUGCAGCGACAUCAUCCUUCUUAGCAUUUGAAAGAUCUGAUCAGCCACCAACACUACCAAAGGGCCUGUUUGAACACUCGAGCAAGCUUUCUGUGCUCAUUCUCCAUUGUUGUGCCUUCAAAUUUGCCUCACCUCCUUUCCACAAAUGCCAUAGCCUAAGAUUCGUUGGACUGCAUCGAUGCAUAGAUGACAAAACAAUUGACGGAAAGGAUCCUACAAACUGGUCAUUCUUGUGCAGCCUGUGGGUGCUGGACCUACGUCACACUGACUGGAUUGAAAUUUUAUCUGAAGAAAAGUUAGAUAUUAUGACUAAUAUGAGAGAGCUAAAUAUAGAAGGAAUCAGGAGUUGGCAGUAUGCAGCUCUAUUACAAGGGCGACUAUCUAACCUUCAGAGGCUCCGAAUAAUCAAUCCGACAUGUCGGUCGGAGGCAUCAAAGGAUGUGGAUAACUCAUUUACGGAUAAGACAAGUAUGGAAAUACUUGAUUUGUCAGGCAACAGUGAGAUGGAAAUUCUUCCAAUAAGCUUAUCAACGGCGGGUAACCUUCAAAUACUUGUGCUUGAUGGUUGUGAUGGUCUGGAAAAUGUGGAUGCCCCUAGUCACGUUCCUCCCUCCAUCAAGUCCUUUAGCUUUGAUGGAUACGGACCAGCUUCUAAAUGGACACAAACUGUUGAGCUACCUCCGAAACAAUUCCGUCCAUCUAGCAGAACGGAUAAUAAGGAAACUCGAAUUUCCAAGAUAUCCUUAGAGGGCUGCACACAGUUGGAGAAUCUGUUCCUCCGUGGGCUACCGAACCUAGCAGAACUGGACCUGUCUGGAACCGCAAUCAAGAUACUUGACUUCAAGACUAUGGUGGUGGAAGUCCCAAGGCUCAAGCGGCUAUUUCUAAUUGGAUGCAAGCAUCUUCGUGCAAUCAUUUGGUCGGACGAGAGAAAGCCCGAUCUAGAGUUGAUAUGCAUAGACACGCGUCCUGCAACCAUGUGUCAACGACCAUCCAUUGACAAGAAUAAAUCAUUCGGUUUGCAAGUGCAUGCUGUUAUUGUGGAUGCGAGGAUUGCUCGCUCUUUGUGCAAUCUGUUGCGGCUUUACUACAUGAUUAAUAUCCACAUCACCUCGUCACCUGUGUAUGAUGGGGCUGUUAUAUCUGAAGCAAUCAACAAGGAUAAAAUCGACAACAGUAAUCAAGAGAGCUUGCAACAGCUUAUUCCAGCUGGGCGGUACAGAGAUGUCCUUGGCAUGGUCGGCGUUGCGCCGAUGCAAGCCUUCCCACAGCCUCCGACUAGAGAGUUGGAUCAACAUCUAGAGAUUGCUGAAGGGAGCUGCUACGUGGAAAGCGAAGUAGACAAAUCACUAGGUCAACUGAUGCAGUAUUAUAUCGAAUCCCUGCAUGUGCACGACGUCUCAGUACGUGCCAUUAUUUCUCAAGAAUAUAUGUGGUGGGACAAACUUAGGCGGUGCUGCGUGGAGAGGUGCUGCAAGUUGGAUACCAUUUUCCCUUCCAAGUCGUCUGAAUUUAAGCAACUGGAGACCUUCUGGGUGUCAGAUCUUCUAAUGGCCCGCUCGAUUUGGAGUAAAGAUUCAAGCUAUCCUCGCUUCAACGACACCAAAUCCUUCCAAUAUUUACAGCAUCUACACCUGCGCUCCUGCCCCAGGCUCCAGUCCGUGCUCCCGGUGUGGGUCUCCUCCUUCCCCAGCUUGGAGACCCUCCACAUCAUCCAUUGCGGCGACCUCAGCCACAUCUUCAUACUGGAUGGAGAUUACCCAGAGGAAAUAACCACCAACGGCGUACCAUUCCCGAAGCUGGCCGCCAUCCACCUGCACGACCUCCCGAAGCUGCAGAAGAUAUGCGAGUCAUUCAACAUGGUGGCGCCCGCGCUGGAGAGCAUCAAGAUCAGGGGAUGCUGGAGCCUGCGUCGGCUGCCAUCCGUGGUGUCCCGUGGCCGAGGCAAGAAGAAGCCGACCGUCGAGAUCGAGAAGGAGGUGUGGGAUGCUCUGGAGUGGGACGCCGGCCACCGGCCUGACCACUUCGAGGCGCCGGGCCACUCGCGCUACUACAAGAAGAAAAUGCCCAGGGGCUCCGUCCUCAGGUGAUCAACUCGGUGCUAUGUGAGGGUGACGGAUGCUCCUGCUAGUGCUACUGCAGCAUCAUGUGUGUUUGUUUUGCUUGUGUGCUUGCUUGGGCAGCUAAGCUGAUCUUGGUUGCUGGCUUAGCUGCUGAAACAUGGAAGAACGAUAUUCAGGGGGGGUAUUGGCCAUCCAUCCAUCGAUCGCCUCUCCCUGUUGUUGUGUGUUGUUUUGUUGCGUUAGGUGUGAGCUUAUGGUGGCUCCCACCAUCGUGGAUUGCAAAUAAGAAGCAGUCUGGUAUGUGGCUGCGUGCAUAGACCUGGCUGAUGUGCUGUGUGGCUUGCGAUUGAAGCGGCUUGCUGUGGAUGCCUGCGUGCAUCCACCUGGCUGAAUUUGUGCAUGCCAUGUGUUUGGGCUUGUAAUUGAGCAGCAGCAUGUGUAUGCCUGCGUGCAUCUACAUUUACAUUUGAGAGUGUUGUAUCUGAACAAAGAAACAGCUGAGAUGGUUGUGUGUGCUUGCCUGCAUGCAUCAACCUAGCUGCUUGUGUGAUUUGUUUGUCAUGCUUUCGAAAUAAAAAAAAGGCAGCAGCUAUGUGUGCCAGUUGCUGCAAA
Brachypodium distachyon (stiff brome) is the source of this 4144-nucleotide messenger RNA. RefSeq lists its product as uncharacterized. The transcript is spliced from 4 exons. The record is from RefSeq and is a predicted model, not a curated record. NCBI's taxonomy places the organism in Eukaryota, Viridiplantae, Streptophyta, Magnoliopsida, Poales, Poaceae. Bases 428 to 3559 code for a protein of 1043 amino acids.